AUGCCCAAAAAUAUUAUACUCUGUUUUGAUGGAACCAAAGAGAAUUUCGGUCCACAGCCUUAUACAAACGUACUGAAAAUAUAUAGAUUACUGGAUACAACUAAUCAAGUUUGCUAUUAUCAACCUGGGGUUGGUACUGCCACCACAUUUGAUUCUAUCGAUGAUCUUCAACGUUAUUUGACACUAUCGACUUUGAAAAAUACUAUGGAUGCCAUGUUUGCGUUCUGUCUCGAUGAUCACAUCACUUCUGUGUACCUCUAUUUAAUGCAUCAUUACAAACCUGGUGACAACAUAUAUAUGUUUGGAUUUUCUCGUGGUGCAUUUAUUGGAAGAGUUCUUGCAGGAAUGAUUGAACGGGUCGGCCUACUAAAUGAAGGUUUGGAUGAUAUGGUUGGUAUGGCAUGGAGAAUAUAUGAAUCCUGGGAAUACGCCGAACAACCAAGUCCUACAAGUUAUACGACAACUUUAAUUCAAGAAUUUAAAAUGAUUUUUAGUCGUGAAUAUGAAAUCAAAAUACAUUUCCAAGGGUUUUUUGAUUCAGUUAAUUCUGUUGGUUUCUUCAGAGAACGAUUAUUCCCAUGUACUCAAAGAAGUAAUAUUGUACAACAUGUUAGACAUGCGUUAUCUAUCGAUGAAAGAAGAGGUAAAUUUAAACAAGUUUGUUUUACACCAAAUCCUUACCAACCUGAAAUGUUUUCUUUGCGAAAUAAAACACUUAAUAAAAAGGAAAAUGAUAUGAUAUAUAGUGUUUAUUCUACAUUAUCAACCAAUAGAUCACAGGACGGUAUAAAUAACAACGGUGAUGUUAUCCAGGAGAAGUUAUCACCUGAAUGCAAAUUGUAUAACCCAAUUAUUGAUUAUACAAUUCAUCGAUAUGUCGGAUUAACUAGAGGUUUAUCUAGUUGUAAAACUUCUAGUAUUGCUGUGUUAGGGGGAAGAAUAAUUAAACCAAAGACAGAUAGAAAGGAAUUAUUAUGUAGCACAAGCGAACGUUUAAUAAAAACAGUGGAUUCAUUUUUAGAAUUAACUAACCCAUAUGCAAACAGCUAUACCUACUGUUCGAGAGAUAAUGUAGAAGGUACAUUCAAAUUGAAUAGAAGUAUGUCGUACUCAAUGUCAGACAUGGCUUCUUUUAACGAAAUACCUACUUCAAUGACAUCAACACAGACACUGACUCCAGAUUUACAAGAAAAAUGGUUCCCUGGAGACCAUUGUGAUAUUGGCGGUGGAUGGACACCAGAUUGUAGAAGUCAUAAUUUUUUAUCUAAUGUUUCGUUGAGAUGGAUGAUAGCAGAGGCGAUUAAAAAUGGUGUAAAAUUUAAGCCAGGCGUCAUUGGGAAGUUUGCCAAAAAAUAUACUUCUUUAGGAUCAAUAUGUUGUUCUGCUCAUGACUACUUAAAUUUUGAAACUUGUAAAUAUUGUAAGACAGGACAAGAACAUCAUAUAAAGCAACAAGAAUUGUUAAUUAAUAAUCUUCAUACUAACCACAAUUUCGUACAAUUGCAAAGUGAUGAUACUUUUGAUGUAGUUGACCGGUUGUGGACAACUGAGUCUCCCAAAGAUAGUGAAGUUGAUAGCUGUUCAAACGUAAGAGUUCAUGACGUUUUUAACUCUAAUUGUACUCAUAUCAAGAAAUUUUUAAGCUUAUUUUGGUGGCUGGUAGAAUUAUUACCAAUAGGAUUAAAGAUAGAAUCUCAGGAUGGGAAAUGGAGAAACAUAUAUAUUCCAAAUUUAGGGAGAGGGCGUUGUAUUCCUUGCUAUGCAGACAUGCAUUGGUCAGUUUAUUGGAGAUUGAAAUUUCAUAGUGAUUAUCGACCAACAAAUUUACCAUCUUAUGUAUACGAUAUUAUGAGCCAUAGAAAUCUGAGUAAUUCUAAUAGUAUUGUAAGUUUCCAAUUAAGAUGGGGUUCUUCUAGGUAUAGACAAGAAACUACUGAUGAAGAAAACGCCACAACCAAAUUUUGUAAUGUGUCACCGAAUAAUUCAGACAAUAUGGUUUUAAGUGAUAUUGAAAACUUCAAUGUUUUGGGAGACAUUAAUUACCAUCGAGCAGUUGAAGAAAUUAUAACUUGGGAGAACAAUAAUUGGUUAACAAUACCUGAUGACCUAAGAAUAUUACUCGAAGAAGAUCCUGAACUUUAG
Maudiozyma barnettii is the source of this 2142-nucleotide messenger RNA. RefSeq lists its product as uncharacterized. The coding region runs from base 1 to 2142 and encodes 713 amino acids. The record is from RefSeq and is a predicted model, not a curated record. The transcript has a single exon. Lineage: Eukaryota; Fungi; Ascomycota; Saccharomycetes; Saccharomycetales; Saccharomycetaceae.